UUCCUGUUUCAUUCACGUGAAGAAGCAGCACAUGUGCACAUUUUUCUACAUGCAGUAAGACCACGGGACAACAGUCAGUUCCUUUGAAUACAACAGCACUCAUACAUAUAUUUGUCGUAGUUAUAUAUCUGUUGUAAUAAUGACAAAAGUUAAGAAGGAAAAAAGUAUCAAUGAGGAGGAAACCGGUGGAAACGAGAAGUCGUACCAAGAGUUGAUCGUCAAUAUCAACCCAAUAGCUCAGCCGUUAGCCUCCCGGAAACUUAGCAAAAAGCUAUACAAAUGUGUUAAGAAAGCUGCUAAGCUGAAACAGAUUCGACGUGGAGUGAAGGAAGUCCAGAAAUUCAUCAAUAAAGGGGAGACAGGGAUUGUGGUGCUGGCUGGAGACACGCUGCCAAUUGAUGUUUACUGCCACCUACCAAUUAUGUGUGAAGACAGGAGUAUGCCCUAUGCCUAUAUCCCAUCUAAAGUGGACCUGGGUUCAUCUGCAGGGUCCAAAAGGCCUACAUGUGUGAUCAUGAUCAAACCUCAUGAAGAGUACAAGGAGGCCUAUGAUGAGUGUCUAGAAGAGGUGUCCGCUUUGCCCAAACCCGUCUGAACCACCCCCUGCAGACCUUGUCUUCUCCCCUGUCUAAACCUCUCCCCAGACCCACUGUUCAUAAAAACUAACCUUACAUUUUUCUUGAUCUCCACCCUCUGAUCCUUUUUUAACCCUCUCUUCAAUACAAAUAAACUCUUUAUGGCUCCAUUGGACUCUGCCCAAACCCCCCCUGCAUCCUUGGAUCCCUGGAGCCUCCCUGAGG
This is a messenger RNA of Osmerus eperlanus (European smelt), 800 nucleotides long. RefSeq names its product NHP2 ribonucleoprotein homolog (yeast) (gene nhp2). Gene Ontology annotation, biological process: maturation of LSU-rRNA; snRNA pseudouridine synthesis; rRNA pseudouridine synthesis. The record is from RefSeq and is a predicted model, not a curated record. Bases 140 to 595 code for a protein of 151 amino acids. Gene Ontology annotation, cellular component: nucleolus; box H/ACA snoRNP complex; cytosolic large ribosomal subunit. The transcript has 4 exons. Gene Ontology annotation, molecular function: box H/ACA snoRNA binding. Lineage: Eukaryota; Metazoa; Chordata; Actinopteri; Osmeriformes; Osmeridae.